CUCUCUCUCUCUCUCACGCUCACAACACUGCGGUCUGAUCAGUCUUUGCAGUAGUCAAACCCAACCUCCAUGGCCGAGCACCAGCAGCGCCCAGGCUUCAUGCCGGAAAAGGGACCUUCAACUUCACAAGUUCUGGCUGUGAUCACCCUCUUCCCCGUCGGUGGCAUCCUCUUGGUCCUCUCCGGCCUCACUCUCGCCGGAACCCUCAUCGGCCUCACCGUCGCCACCCCACUGUUCGUGAUCUUCAGCCCAAUCCUGGUCCCCGCAGCUCUGGUUCUCGCACUGGCUAUCACCGGAUUCCUCACCUCCGGCGCGUUCGGAAUCACCGCACUGUCUUCACUCUCUUGGAUCGUCAACUACCUCCGGAAAGGCCGCGUAACGGAGCAAAUGGAGCAUGCAAGGUGGAGAGUGCAGGAGGGUGCGGGCCAGUUGGGCAUGAAGGCGAAAGAAGUUGGGCAUGGAAUCCAAGGCAAGGCACAAGAAACUACAAGGACAUGAAUUAAUCAGGCUUGAAGCCUAGUCUUUGGUCUUUAGGUCUCUGUCUAGGGUUGUGGUCUGGCUAGCUGUAUUGUGGGUUAAUAUCUAUUAUCUCCAACUGCCCUUGUAAUAAAGAUAUGGUGUUUGUAGAUGGAAGCAGGGUAAGUAUUUCAACUUUUCUAAGUGUUUCUUUGACGUCUGUAUGUGUUUUUGUAAUAGAUGUUCAUCUACUUGGUCUUGUGAUGGUGCCAGAGUUUAUUCACUCUUUUUCCCUUC
Molecule: messenger RNA, 753 nt
Organism: Vitis riparia (riverbank grape)
Lineage: Eukaryota; Viridiplantae; Streptophyta; Magnoliopsida; Vitales; Vitaceae
Product: oleosin 18.2 kDa-like
Exons: 1
Coding region: 70-498 (142 amino acids)
Biological process (GO): response to freezing; seed oilbody biogenesis; lipid storage
Cellular component (GO): membrane; monolayer-surrounded lipid storage body
Source: RefSeq, a predicted model, not a curated record